CGGGCGUCAUCUUAACGCUUCUUCCAGUCAUCCUUACAAACACAACAACCACGCGUCGGAUCGAUAUCGUUCGUCCCUGGGGAGUAAAUAAGAAUUGGGAGAAAGGAGAACAAUGAUUCUCAUCACCAGCAGCCCACCAUGAUGGCAUUUUCAGGGCUCCUCAAACCAUCCAGCCCCAAACAACCUCGACGCAACAGCCGCGCCUCCGCACUGGUCUCCACGCCAGCAACCUCGUCCGACCAGAGCUCCGAAGCAAGCCCCUCGAAAGAACCUCCUGUAGAGCGCUUCAUCCGCGAGGAAACUUAUAUCUCUAUACCCAAGCCCGAGGAUCCGGACUUGCGAGAGCUGAACAACAGCCUCGCCGCUCUGGCUGCUAUCUUCCCCGAUGUGCAGGUUGAGGUCUUCCGGGAGAUGCUGGCGAGUUUCGAUGAGGAAUCUAGACUUGCAGUUGUGACGGAGACACUGCUCAAGCAUAAGAUGAAGUGGGUGCGAGGCAGAUACAGAGUUACAUGCAAGGAGAAAGCCCAGCAGACGACGAAACCGUUUGCGGAUAUGUCUAUACAGACUGAUGGGGAGGCACUUGUUUCUCAGGAAGAGAAGUUCAGGAGCGUAGACUACAAGAAGGCUGUUAAGGUGGUGGCUUAUCAUGAGUUCAAGGGUCUGUCGAGAUCUACGAUUAAUGCUGUCCUUGCCGAGUUCAACCAUUCUUAUACCCUGUCACGACCAACGCUUAUUGCUCUAUCCUCGAAAUCAUGGCGCUUCUCUCUAUCAUCGCUCUUUUUGCGGCGGAAACCGAUGUCUUCUUCGGAAGCAGAACAUCAUCCUUUGGUUAUUUGGCAGUCUUCGGGUCAAGGAUCUAUAGUCCCUACACUAAAAACCACUGGGUCUCCAGAGCUGGACAAGGAGCUUUUUGAAUCUCUCAUACGGCCGCUCAAAGAACGGAUGCUUGCAGAGAGAGAGGAGAGGGAUCAUGUGCUGGCUUUGGAGCUGAAUAAUACUGAGGCAGAAGCAAAUGAGGCUUUAAGUGAUUGCGAAUGUUGCUAUACGUCUACAGCAUUCGAGGAGCUCUCGGCUUGUGAUGGAGGACAUUUCAUUUGUUUCCAGUGCGUACGUCAUGCAGUUAAUGAGGCAGUCUUCGGACAAGGAUGGCAACGAAACAUCGACCUCAAAAUCGGCACAUUACGCUGUGUAGCUGCCAUGGCCGAUGACUGUCAAGGCUGCAUCCCUCAAGCGCUCGUCCGACGAGCCUUUCUCGAAGAAAAAUCCGGCAAAGACGUCCUACGUAAACUAGACGAACGUCUCGCGGAGGACAACCUUCUUAAGACCCAACUCCCACUGAUUCGCUGCCCCUUCUGCCCCUACGCGGAAGUUGACGAGCUGUACCUACCCGAAGCUCACCAUUCUUGGAGACUGAAACGAGUUGGAGCUUCUGACCUAUACACACUUGUAAUUUUGACUUUAGGCGUUGGCAUGAUACCCUUUCUUUUACCAAUUUUCUUGUUCUUUUCCUUUCUCUUUCUGCUUGUGUCCUCACGGCAGACAUUCGGCGAUUUCGCCUUUGGGCACUUCAACGCCUCUGUCAUUCGCCUUCGGCGUAAAAGACUCGGCCUAAAAUUCACAUGCCAGAAUGAAGAAUGCGCACGAGCAUCCUGCAUUUCAUGCUCUAAAGCUUGGACGGAUAUCCAUAUCUGCCAUGAGUCCUCGCUCCAAGCUUUAAGAACACAAGUCGAGCUCGCUAUGUCCCUAGCCAUCAAACGGACAUGUCCGCGCUGCAAUACCUCCUUCGUCAAGUCGUCUGGCUGCAACAAACUUACCUGUGUCUGUGGCUACCAGAUGUGCUAUGUGUGCCGGAAGGACAUUGGCAACGGUGAAGGAUACCGGCACUUCUGUGAGCAUUUCCGCCCCAAUGGAGGGAGAGGAUGCACAGAGUGUUCGAAGUGCGAUCUUUACCGUUGUGAAGAUGACGAGGUGGUGGUUAGGAAGGCGAAGGAGGAGGCCGAGAGGAGAUGGAUGGAGAAAGAAGGAGGCAAUUUGGGUGGCGAUGAGAAGAUUAGGAAGGUAUUGGAGGAGAAGUGGAUCAGUGGAGGGGAGAAGGGCUGGUGGGAUGGGCGGGGGUGGCAGUGGAGGAUGCCGGACUGUGGGCAGAUUUUUGAUGCACUGGUUGAGGGACUUGUUGAAUGAUUGGGUAAUCACUUGUGUUUUUUUCUUGGGCUUGGUUAGGGGGAUUGCAUUUGGAUCGGACUCGGGAAGGACUGGUUUGCAUCGGACGGCUGGUUUUGAAGUCUACUCGUGGGCUUUUUGGAGUACAAGGAAGGCAUGGAAAGCCUUGGUAGCUUGUUUUUCUGACCAGAACGAGAAUCAGAUUGGUCUCGUACAUUAAAUUACAGGGGUAUCUAUCUGAUAUGUGACAUAUGCCAACAGAGAACUCCAUAGCGCCGUCCUUCUCUAGGUGAUCCGAACCUCGCUUAAUCCAGUUCCACCUUUUCUUCCAUCUCUAAUAGUCGGUUCCCCUUUGUGAGGCUGCGAGCUCUCGCUUACAGUCGGUGAAAGCAAGUGUCACGGGAAAGCAAGUG
Molecule: messenger RNA, 2573 nt
Organism: Cadophora gregata
Lineage: Eukaryota; Fungi; Ascomycota; Leotiomycetes; Helotiales; Ploettnerulaceae
Exons: 1
Coding region: 139-2181 (680 amino acids)
Source: RefSeq, a predicted model, not a curated record